Messenger RNA from Phycodurus eques (leafy seadragon), 3710 nucleotides. Its product is annotated as gastrula zinc finger protein XlCGF8.2DB-like. The transcript has a single exon. Gene Ontology annotation, biological process: regulation of transcription by RNA polymerase II. The record is from RefSeq and is a predicted model, not a curated record. The annotation marks the transcript as partial. NCBI's taxonomy places the organism in Eukaryota, Metazoa, Chordata, Actinopteri, Syngnathiformes, Syngnathidae. Gene Ontology annotation, molecular function: RNA polymerase II cis-regulatory region sequence-specific DNA binding; DNA-binding transcription factor activity, RNA polymerase II-specific.
UUGGUCGUCAAGGAGAACUUCCCCCUCAGCUGCAGGGCUGGAGGCUCCAGUGUGGCGCAAGAUGAUCCACAGCUCCAUCACAUUAAAGAGGAGGAAGAGGAUCCACAGUCCCCCCACAUUAAAGAGGAAGAGGACCCAGUCAGCAAGUUGUCACUAAAUGUCAUCGUUGUGAAGAGUGAAGAUGAAGACGAAGCACUCGAGUGGUCUCAGCUUCAUAACAAGAGUCCCAGUGAAGACCACCGCGAAGGACCACCCCCACACAGGGAAGACAUACAAGAACCUUUGAGAAGCGACACAAGCUGUGAAGGUGAUGAGAUAUUGUCAAAAUCCUCCCAAAAGGAAACAACUCUACAAACGGAUACAACUCUACAAAACAAGAAAACGCCACAAACAUUCGGGAGACGUCAAGAACAUUUCAGCUGCUCAGUUUGUGUUAAAAGCUUCACUCUAAAGUCAAACCUGGUAAUACACAUGAGAACACACACUGGAGAAAAACCAUUUCGCUGCUCAUUUUGCAGCACAGCAUUCUCUAGAAAAGAAAGUAUGGAAACACACAUGAGAACACACACAGGAGAAAAACCUUUCAGUUGCUCAUUGUGUGGCAAAACAUUCUCUCAAAGGGCAACUUUUGUGGCACACAUGAGGACACACACAGGAGAAAAACCAUUUACUUGUUCAUUUUGCGGUAAAAGAUUCCCUCUAAAGUCGAGUAUGGUUUCACACAUGAGAACACACACAGGAGAAAAACCUUUUGGUUGCUCAUUGUGCGCUAAAACAUUCUCUCAAAGGGCACAUCUGGAAUCACACAUGAAAACACACACUGGAGAGAAACCCUUUCGUUGCUCAGUUUGCAGUAAAACAUUCUCUCGAAAAGACAAUGUGGAAUCGCACAUGAGAACACACACAGGAGAAAAACCUUUUAUUUGCUCUUUUUGUGGCAGAACAUUCACUCUGAAGGCAACUAUGGUAAAACACAUGAGAACUCACACGGGUGCAAGACCUUUUAUUUGUUCAGUUUGUAGUGGAAGCUAUGCUUGUAGGUCUACUUUAACUGCACACAUGCGGACACACAACAGUGUGACAAAUGUUUGAAAGUCAGCUCCCAUAACAGCCCGACAUCCGAAGCAGACCGCAUAUUGUUUUGAAAAGUGUUUCGUUUUGAAAGCUGUCUGGACGGAAGACUACCUGAUAGUUUGUCUGUACUCAGUGACAUUAUUGGUACUGGAACUGAAUUGGUAUAAAUCACUAAAUAUCAAAAUGACUCAUCAAAAUCUCUUCAGUAUAAACGUUAGUGAUUGUUAUUCAGAAAACUCACAUGUCUCAGCUACAUUUUAGGAUCAGGUUAUUAUUGAAACAGAUUCAAUACUUAAAAUGAAUAUUCUAAUAAUUUUCAUCACAGUAACAGUGAUACUCAUUUUUACCUGUAUACGCUCAUGAAAUCGCUAGAAAAAUUCACAAGUUGCUUUUGGUGCUUACCCACAUCCUAAACAUCAGAUGACAAAUUACGCAAGUUGUUUUUAAUCUUCACCAUGGUAAAAUAAUUUGAACCCUGCCCCUAAACUUCUAGCCUUACUGCCUUUCCACCUGCACUCCUGGACACACAAUAUAUCAACCUUUUUCCUAAUCAUCAUGUCAACCAACUCCCGAGAUUUUCCUGUCAUAGUCCCAGCAUUCAAAGUCCCCACAUUCAAUUCUAGGCUGUGUGCUCUUCUCUUCUCUUUCUGCCUAAGAACCCGCUUUCCACCUCUCCGUCGUCCUUGACCCACAGUAGCUGAAUUUCCACUGCCGCUCUGCAGGUUAACGGCGAUUGUGACAGGCGUUGUUAACUUGGGCCACGGCCGAUCCGGUAUGGAAUUCUUUGGAUGAACGCUCAUACAGUAUUUGUUUGGGAAAGUUAUAACGGUCAGAGGACAAAGAGGUUAAAAAUGUUCUUGAUAACUCUAGAACCCCUUUACAAACCACAUCUGCCAUUUCGAAGUGAUUAAAAAGCAGAUAUACGGCAGUUAAAUCGAUAAAUAUGAUUCAGAAUGCGCAUUUUUCAUCCAGCGCCUUCUGGUCUUCGGCUCGAUCCGGCGCUGUGACAUAACACGAGCCAAAUAGCCUGUUCAUCAGCAUUGUGUGCUAUUGUUCCAUGCUGUUGUUCCCGUCCUUGUAUAUUUGUUGUCGUGUGAGACAAAGCGGAACGGAAGAUGAAUGAAUGAUUUAUUGAUUUUCACGAUGGCUUAUUGUGUGGCAUUUGCUCGUACAAAUGGUUCAGGCAGUGGCAAGAGUUUCUUUGGCUUUCCAAGUGAAAAAGGAGUACGUGACCAGUGGACAGGGAAAGUCAAUCGACAGGGGAAGAAAUGUGGUCGGCUAUGGGUGCCUAGCAAGCAUUCCAAACUCUAUGCUGAUCACGUCGAACCGGCGUGUUUUGAGAAUGACAGAAAGCAUUGGAUACACAGGUGUAGUUAACCAGUGGCUGAAACCAGCUGCAGUCCCAACUAUGUUUCCUACGGCCAUCGGGACCUCAACCGCCAGCAAGAGAACUAAAUCUUGCAGCCGCCAUGGUCAAGAAGAAAUAAAAAUUAAAACCCACUGAGACCACUGUCUCUUUUUCAAGAGUAUUCUCGCCAAGAAACCCGAAGAAUACUGACCAAAUGUACAUAAUGCACGUACAAUAAAAUACUCUAUCAUAUCACAACAAAUAAAUAUAAGCGGUACAGAGAUGGAUGGAUGGAUGGUUGGAUGGACCAACGCAUUAUGAAUCCCACACGAACGGCCGACUGCUCAUACUGCGUCUGUUCAUGACUCUAUGUUUCUAUCGACAAGUGAGGAUGCUGGAGCAAGUAAAUUAUGCAUUCAUGGGAUUCACAAACAUAGCAGUGUGUAUUUCCAAUCCGCUCUGCGCGGUAUUGUGUCGUCUCUUCUGCAGGCAGUGCCAUCACAUCGACCCAGUGGCCACUCUCUUUUUCUGUUGUACAGCUGCUACUUGGCUGCUCGUCGUCGUCACUGUCAGCUUCAGACCUCCUGAUCGGCUCAAACAUGUAGGGUUUGACGAUCCCAAUUUCAGUUGGGUGCUCCUGUACGUCGAAAUCCUCGUCCUCCUCAUAUUCCAACACGUUGCUCGCCACUGCGUAGAGUGCAGCGCGCUGUGUUUGGCAAUUGCAACGUCACUUCCGGUAACCCUUGUGGUGGAUAGAGUAACUCCACCCCGGCGUCUCGAUUUUAGGGUAUGUUCGGGAGUGCUCAAUACUCAUAAUUAAAACCUCAUUUUUAGCUAAACUAUAGUUGACAACUUGCUGGAAGUGACGUGCAUGUAUUACAGUGACGUGGAUGUAUUGCAUAACAUAAAAACAAUGCAGGCACGGUGGAUGACGAGUUAGCACAUCUGCCUCACAUUUCUGAGGACUGGGGUGUGAAUGUGAGUGCGAAUGGUUGUUUGUUUAUAUGUACCCUGCGAUUGGCUGGCGACCAGUUCAGGGUGUGCCCCGCCUCUCGUUCGGAGAUGGCUGGGAUAGGCUUCAGCGCGUCCGCGACCCUAGUGAGGAUAAGCGGAAUGGAAGAUGAAUGAAUGAAUGAAUGAAGGAAGGAAUAUUCAUCUUUGUGAAUGAAACAACAUUCACGUCAACGAAAGAGCAGAACCGCUCCAUCCAAUACGAACAUUGCGCGAGUUACUGUCUAUGCAUCUGUUUAGCGACCAGUUCGAACUUCGGUACUUGUUUGGUGACAUA